UUAAGGAUAUCAGACAGCACAUUAUGCAAGAGGCUUCGCUCGCUGACAGAUCACUUUUCUCUCUUCUCUGAAGAUGUCGCUAUUAGUCUGCAGGUCAACGAGACUCGAUCGGUGCACUGUGUGAAGAAUCAGCUGGGGUCAGUACAACACUCAGGCAGCUAGUGCUAAGGAGUGCUGAGCGGAAUUCGAAAGUACUAUGGCGGGGAAGUUAUACAUACUGGUGGCGCUUGUGGUGGCAUUAUUGACAACUUCAGAAAGCGCUCACAUACUCGGGGUAUUCCCGAUUCCAGCAAAGAGCCACAACAUUGUCUUCUCAGCUCUGACUCGCGAACUUGCACGAAGAGGACAUCAGGUGACGGUCAUUAGUCCUUUUCGAGAGAAGAACCCCAUACCAAACUUAACGGAGAUAGAAGUGAAACUCGACCUGACAGAUGAUUUUUCAGGAAAUUUAUUCAAUUUAAGACAUAAAGGCACACUGGAACUCUCGAGGUCUCAAUGGAAAUCAGCGCCUGCGUUCUGCGUCAGCAUUUUUCAGCAUCCACAAGUCCAGACCUUCAUACAUUCCAAACAUCAUCACUUUGAUGCCAUCAUAGUGGAGACAUUCGCGAACGAGUGUGUCCUCGGGUUUGCACAUAAAUUCCAAGCUCUUAUAAUACAGAUCUGCCAAUUCGGUGGUACUCACUGGAUGGGGGACUGGCUUGGAAACCCCAAUCCGUACGCUUAUAUCCCGGAUGCAUUUCUUGACUACAGCUCUCAUAUGAGUUUUGGGGAACGUUUGGUGAACACGUUAACUGGAGUUUACUGGAGAACUGGACAAGAGUUUUAUAGCAUCCCACGGCAAGAAGCAGUGAUGAGGCAGUAUUUUAACGACACAGAUGAUAUUCCUCCGCUCGCAGACAUUGUUCGUAACACGUCACUGCUGCUUCUCAACAAUCACUUCAGCCUCAAUUAUCCGAGGCCACUAGUACCUAACAUGAUUGAAGUUGGCGGAAUGCAUGUGCAGACGGCAAAGAAACUACCGGAGGACCUGCAAAUAUAUCUGGAUGAAGCACCAAACGGAGUCAUCUACUUCAGCAUGGGUUCACUCCUACAAGGCUCCCAAAUGCCUGACUCCGUGAGAAAAGCUUUCGUAGAAGCGUUCUCUAAGCUGGAACAGAAGGUACUCUGGAAGUGGGAGACAGACUCGUUACCAGGGCAACCCAACAAUGUGAAACUGGGCAAGUGGCUACCACAGGCCGACAUUCUAGCACAUCCAAAUGUGCGCCUCUUCAUCACGCAUGGCGGGUUGCUGAGCAAACAGGAGGCUAUCAAUCGCGGUGUUCCCCUGUUGGGGAUCCCGGUCUACGGAGAUCAGUAUCUCAACGUGCGGAAAGCUGAGAGUCUUGGGUACGGAAUUCGACUGGAAUUUGACAACAUCACAGCGGAAUCUGUCCUUUGGGCGAUACAAACGGCACUCCAACCAAGAUACCGUGAGAACGCCCAACGUCUGUCCCGAAUCUACCGGGACCAGCCACUCACACCGCUGGAGCAGGCCGCGUUCUGGACGGAGUACGUGAUCAGACACAAGGGAGCUCCUCACAUGCGCUCCGCUGCACUCGACCUCACCUGGUACCAGUACUUCCUGCUAGAUGUCAUCGCUGUGUUGGCGCUAGCUGUCGGUGUUUUCUUGCUCUUAGCAUUGCUGAUUAGCAGGGCGAUAUUUAGGAAAUUGUGCGGUGCCACACCGAAAGACAAGAAUGCCAGACACAAGAAGAAAAUAAAUUAAUGUAGCAUUCAUAUUAGAGAAUGAGUUUCUAAUUGUCAUUUGUUUCGAUAUUGGGGUAAUUUUGAUUAAGCGGCCGUUCCUUCCUAUAGCACAUUUAUUAGUUUGUCUCGUACAAAGAAUUAAAACCUAAAUUUAUGAUAGAUACAUAGAUACAUAUUCUUUGUGGAUCUAUUUAAUGGGAAAUGCACAGUACAAAUAAUAUUAUAUGUUGAAUUUUUCGUUCUGAAAAUCGUGCUCUUCAAGGAUAUCUUAUAUAUGUAACAAAUGACGGAGGAACAUGGUAGUCCCAAGCGGAUAUGGGAAUGUCAUUACACAUAAAUUACAAUUUUAGGUUAAAAUCUUCCAACAGAAUUUCAUGAUAAUGUGUGUUUAAACUUGUAUGGGUGAAUGAAUGUUGCGUGAUUACAUUUUUAGAAAACUCGCAUUAAUUAUCAGUAAUUUUGAUAUACUCCAUAGUAAAAUAAAGAUUACACCUGAUAAAACUCAAA
This is a messenger RNA of Cryptotermes secundus, 2253 nucleotides long. Its product is annotated as UDP-glucuronosyltransferase 1-8. NCBI's taxonomy places the organism in Eukaryota, Metazoa, Arthropoda, Insecta, Blattodea, Kalotermitidae. The transcript is spliced from 6 exons. Bases 197 to 1765 code for a protein of 522 amino acids. Gene Ontology annotation, molecular function: UDP-glycosyltransferase activity. The record is from RefSeq and is a predicted model, not a curated record.